Molecule: messenger RNA, 1226 nt
Organism: Phyllopteryx taeniolatus (common seadragon)
Lineage: Eukaryota; Metazoa; Chordata; Actinopteri; Syngnathiformes; Syngnathidae
Gene: rpp30
Product: ribonuclease P/MRP 30 subunit
Exons: 10
Coding region: 1-1086 (361 amino acids)
Biological process (GO): tRNA processing; translation
Cellular component (GO): nucleolar ribonuclease P complex; ribosome
Molecular function (GO): RNA binding; structural constituent of ribosome
Source: RefSeq, a predicted model, not a curated record
AUGGGCGUGUGGUAUCUAACAAUACAUGUCCGUGGUUCUGCCCCCUGGCGGAAGUAUUUGGGAGCAGCCAAUAACUUUAUUUCCCAUAAGGCACUUCGGUGUUUCGCUCCGCAUGUGGCACACGGCUCCUUCCUCCGCCUUAUCAUCAUCAUCAUGUCGGUGUUCAUGGACUUAAACUUGACUUUCUCGCCAGAUAAAAACAACAUGGAACAACUCAUCGACACGGCAGCUCAUCUUGGUUUCUCCACAGUAGCUGUCAACUACACGUUUGAACCUGCUACCAAAAAGAAACAGGCGAUUCCGGCACCAAAGCCGAUCGAUGAGCUCAUCGCUCAGCUGCCCAUCGUCCAGGGUCGCUCUCGACCAAUCAGAGUGCUCAACAGACUGACGCUGGUGAUGUCAGAGCUGAGUCAUUUUAGGCCGAAUCCUACAGAGUAUGCUGGGUAUGACCUGCUGGCAGUCCAGCCAACGACAGAAAAACUUUUUCAUGUGAGAUAUGUACACACACAGACGCACACCAAAAAUAGACACACUGACACUUGUGAGUUGUGUUUGGGUUUGUUGAAGGCAGCGUGCACGCAGUUGGACGUGGACGUCAUCAGCGUGUCAGUGACUGAGAAACUUCCUUUCUUCUUCAAGAGAGCGCCAGUCAACGUGGCUGUGGCGAGGGGUUUGGCGUUUGAAGUUUCGUACGCCUCAGCCAUCCGAGACGCCACCAUGAGGCGCUAUACCAUUGCAAACGCUGCUAGUCUGAUGCAGGCCUGCAAAGGGAAGAACGUGCUGCUGUCCAGUGCGGCGGCGAAGCCGCUGGAGCUGCGAGGACCUUAUGACAUCAUCAACUUGUAUCCUUGGGCCCGCCCACUGCUCUUCUGGCUCCUCACACGUAUACAGAGUGGGCGGAGCUUGCAUCCCAAGUGUGUCGGAAGAGAGCUGAUUUUUAUUUUUUUGGGGUCGCAGAAACCAGGAAGACAGCGAGCGGCGCCAUUUUCACCCAAAAGAGCUGCAGCGCCUCCCCUCGUGGCGCUGGCGAAGGCAGCGCGCGCAGAGGUGACGGUCCCACUGCCAAACGACUUAAAAGUCAGCUGACGGACGAGUCCCGGAUAUAAGCCCCACCCUCUGCUGCUACGACGGCCAAAACUGACAAUGUUUUAUAUUUUGAUUGCAGCAGAUUAAAAGUUGAUGUUCAUGCCAGGAGGGCUUCAGAAUAAAAGUCCUACUUGAUUUCA